UGGACGGCGCUCAAACGGAACUACUGCAUCGUGAUGCGGCAUUCUGCAAUGCUCCAAAGUGAGAACAUUUCGUUGAUGAAGAAGAGUUGACGACUCGAGAUCAUUGCACGCUGCCAACCAAUCAGCACGCGCCCCUUCUUCGCACGUCACGACUCCGCUGACCAGUGAGCGCGCGCUCUGGGCUACAUAAGCCGCCUUCUCCUCCCCGCCUGUGAGAAUCUUUGCCCUCACCAAGCCAUGGCUCGCACCAAGCAGACGGCUCGCAAGUCCACGGGCGGCAAGGCCCCCCGCAAGCAACUCGCCACCAAGGCGGCCCGAAAGAGCGCUCCGGCCACGGGCGGCGUCAAGAAGCCUCACCGCUACAGGCCCGGCACCGUCGCUCUGCGCGAGAUCCGCCGCUACCAGAAGUCCACCGAGCUGCUCAUCCGCAAACUGCCCUUCCAGCGCCUCGUCAGGGAGAUCGCGCAGGACUUCAAGACCGACCUGCGCUUCCAGAGCUCCGCUGUCAUGGCUCUGCAGGAGGCCAGCGAAGCGUACCUUGUCGCGCUCUUCGAGGACACCAACCUGUGCGCCAUCCACGCCAAGCGCGUCACCAUCAUGCCCAAGGACAUUCAGCUCGCCCGCCGCAUUCGUGGCGAGCGCGCUUGA
Molecule: messenger RNA, 648 nt
Organism: Lethenteron reissneri (Far Eastern brook lamprey)
Lineage: Eukaryota; Metazoa; Chordata; Hyperoartia; Petromyzontiformes; Petromyzontidae
Product: histone H3
Cellular component (GO): nucleosome
Molecular function (GO): protein heterodimerization activity; DNA binding; structural constituent of chromatin
Source: RefSeq, a predicted model, not a curated record